Saprolegnia parasitica CBS 223.65 is the source of this 742-nucleotide messenger RNA. RefSeq lists its product as hypothetical. Gene Ontology annotation, biological process: protein phosphorylation. Gene Ontology annotation, molecular function: ATP binding; protein serine/threonine kinase activity. NCBI's taxonomy places the organism in Eukaryota, Oomycota, Saprolegniomycetes, Saprolegniales, Saprolegniaceae. The record is from RefSeq and is a predicted model, not a curated record. The transcript has a single exon. Bases 1 to 693 code for a protein of 230 amino acids.
AUGCACAUUCUGCACCGCGACAUCAAACCUGAGAACGUGCUUCUCGACACGGACGGGCACAUUAAGCUCGCCGAUAUGGGCCUCUCGAAGCGCCUCGAGACCCACCAUGCCCGCACCAAGACCAUGUGCGGCACCGACACAUACCUCCCGCCCGAGAUGGUGAGCCGAUCGCCGCAGGGCCACGGGCUCCAAGUCGACAUGUGGCAACUCGGCUGCCUCUUGUACGAACUCCGAUCUGGGUACCCCCCGUUUUAUUUGCCACAAUCCAAGCAAAAGCACACGCACCAGCGCAUCCUGUUCCAGUCGCCCAAGUUUACGGCCACGAUUUCGACCGAGUUUCAAGACUUGCUCACGAGCCUGCUCGAGAAGGACCCGACCAAGCGCCUUGGGAACACGGCCGGCAUCGCCGAGCUCAAGGCCCACCCGUGGUUCCACGGUGUCGAUUGGGACCGUGUUUUGAAGAAGGAAACGACGCCGCCCAUCGUUCCGAAGCCCGCCGGCGACGACUUUGUGGGCAACUUUGACCCGCAGUUCACCGAGCAGCCGCACUCGCUCGACGAGGCCAACGCCAAGGACGAUGCUUUCUUCAACGCAAGCAAGGACUUUGCUGGCUUUGACUACGUGCGGCCGAGCUUGAAGCCGGCUGCACUCGAGCCAUCUCUGGACGCCGGUAUGGUCACGCUCAAGCUCUAACACAGCCCAAUCUGCUGUAACCUUGUAAUCCCACACACGUCCUCACAUG